AUGCUACAGUCUGUUGAGCGCCACACCCUGGCCUGUGUCAAAGAACUAUUCCACUUCAUCAAGGUCCAGGGCCAGGGCGACUACCUCGGUGAGAACGUCUCCCAACUCGAGCACUCGCUGCAAGCUGCGCAACUGGCGGUUGAAGCCGGCGCGGACGACGACACCAUUCUCGGCGCUUUGCUGCACGAUGUCGGCCGUUUCAUCCCCGCCGCAGAGGACAUGCCAGCCAUGAUCGCUCCAGAUGGUGUGUUUGUCGGUCGCGCCAGCCAUGAAGUACUUGGCGAGAAAUAUCUUCGCGCUCUAGGGUUCAGCGAGACGAUAUGUCAAUUGGUGGGCGCACAUGUUAUGGCCAAGCGGUACUUGACCGCCGUCGAUCGGGAGUAUUAUGCAGGGUUAAGCGAGUCAAGCAAGACGACAUUGAAAUUCCAGGGCGGCACCUUCACAGAAGACCAAGUCCGCGAUGCCCAAAAAGACCCCCUUCUGGAGGCCAAACUGGCUGUUCGCAGAUGGGACGAUAUGGCAAAAGUGCCAAACAUCAAAACUCUGCCACUCGAGUACUACGAGCGAAUGGCAACCAUGAACCUACUCAAAUCCCGCUCCAGCUUCGAACUACACGGAAGGAAAUACAAGCUUCCCGAACGACCGACGGUGGUGAUCUGCAUCGACGGGUUUGACCCCGAAUAUCUCGAGCAAGGUAUCUCCGACGUUGUUCUUCCCAACAUGGCCAAAUUCGUGCAGUCAGGCUUUGCGGUCACUGCGAAAUGCGCCAUGCCUUCAUUCACGAACCCGAACAACGUCUCCAUCAUCACUGGUGCCCCCACGGCCGUGCAUGGAAUCUCGGGGAAUUUCUUCCUCGACCGGGCAACUCGAAAGGAAGAAAUGGUGCUUGAUGACUCGCUGCUCCGUGGCUCGACCAUAUUAGAGCAGAUGUCGAAGCGCGGCGUGCGUGUUGCUGCCAUCACGGCAAAGGACAAGCUACGAGCGAUCAUCAACCACGGCCUGGACUUCUCCAGAGACAUCUCCUUCUCCGCACAGUAUGCCGAUAAAUGCACAGCUGCAGAUAACGGGAUUUCUGAUGUUGCGAAAUGGCUAGGCUUACCGACACCAAGCCAGUAUUCCGGAGACCUGUCUCUGUUUGUUCUGAAAGCGGGUGUCAAACUUCUCGAGGAAGACAAAGCAGACCUGUUCUACCUGACGCUAUCUGACUUCGUUCAGCACAAACAUGCGCCUGGAAGCAAGGAAGCCAAUUCUUUCAUGUCAGCUAUCGAUGAUUGCAUCGGACGCCUCGUCGAAUUGGGCGCCACCGUUACUGUCACUGGUGAUCACGGAAUGAGUGACAAAUGCAACGACGACGGUACGCCAAAUGUGCUUUUCGUCGAGGAGGAAUUGGACCUCAAGUUCGGCGCCGGCUCGUCCAGGGUCAUCUGCCCGAUCACGGAUCCAUUUGUCCGACACCACGGCGCUCUAGGCUCCUUUGUCCGGGUGUACCUGAAUCAUCCCGAGAUUGGCGUCAAAGCAGCCCUGGACCAUCUUCGCUCCUUCCCUGAAGUCCUACUGGCUAUCGAUGGAGCUACCGCGGCUGAGAUGUUCGAGAUGCCUCUCGAUCGUGAGGGAGAUAUUGUUCUGAUCUCUCAGAAGAAUGCAGUGCUCGGAAGCCGACGGGAAGAGCAUGCCCUCGGCGAGCUCAGCGAUCAUCGCCUCCGAUCUCACGGCGGCCUCUCAGAGCAACAGAUUCCUCUGCUGAAAUCACUACCUGCCGACAAUCCACCUACUGACCGCGACUGGAGAAACUUCGAUGCGUUUGAUAUUGCGCUAAAUUGGUGA
Cladophialophora carrionii CBS 160.54 is the source of this 1824-nucleotide messenger RNA. Its product is annotated as phosphonoacetate hydrolase. Gene Ontology annotation, molecular function: phosphonoacetate hydrolase activity. Lineage: Eukaryota; Fungi; Ascomycota; Eurotiomycetes; Chaetothyriales; Herpotrichiellaceae. Bases 1 to 1824 code for a protein of 607 amino acids. The transcript has 3 exons. The record is from RefSeq and is a predicted model, not a curated record.